AUGCAUACCCCGGAUCACCACGAAACUCCCACAUGGACCGAAGCCGGUCUCACCCAAGCUCUCACUCAAGCCUCCACCAACGCCAAGCACAAAAGCUACGAAGAGCCCUCUCCCAAACCCACGCAGAGUGUCAAAGAGACUCGGAGCUCCGACAAGCGGAUGGGGGAGACCGGGGCAGAAGCCCCCUUUUACACACUAUAA
Molecule: messenger RNA, 201 nt
Organism: Pelobates cultripes (western spadefoot toad)
Lineage: Eukaryota; Metazoa; Chordata; Amphibia; Anura; Pelobatidae
Source: the annotation of a GenBank genome assembly